Molecule: messenger RNA, 2664 nt
Organism: Aedes albopictus (Asian tiger mosquito)
Lineage: Eukaryota; Metazoa; Arthropoda; Insecta; Diptera; Culicidae
Exons: 5
Coding region: 1-2664 (887 amino acids)
Biological process (GO): DNA integration; proteolysis
Molecular function (GO): nucleic acid binding; aspartic-type endopeptidase activity
Source: RefSeq, a predicted model, not a curated record
AUGACGACCGAAGAACUUUCUGGAGUCGCGAACAAAACCACGAAAGAAGAUGACGUCGACUCCAAAGAACAGCCGGUCAUUGCCAAAAUCAGUUUCCCGGAUUUCGACCCAGACGACAUUGAAACCUGGUUCAUGUGUCGCGAGGCGGCAUUCAGUGUUAAUUCCAUACGGAACAAUAAGUUCAAGUUCAAUGCCGUAAUCGUUGCCCUCGGUUCGCGCGCGAAAUUAGUGCACACAGUGAUCACUAGCUGCAACGCGUCGAACACCAACGACAAGUACGACUGUCUCAAAGCAGCUGUGAUGGCGCAUUUCCAGCCGUUAGAAACGCAGCGAUUGACCAGCCUGCUUUCCGGUAUGUCCUUAGGGGGCCAAAAACCAAGUAUUCUCCUGUCCGAGAUGCGCCGCUUGGGCGGAGUAGGUUGCACCGACAGCGUAUUGUCUAACCUCUGGUUGCGAGCCCUUCCCAACACCACUCGUUCUAUCAUCGCCGCCAUGCUAACUGCGGCGCUCGACGAGCAAGCGAAGGUGGCGGAUAAAAUUUUGGAGGCACCCCGUGAGCAAAUCGCAGCCGUUCAGAAGCCCGAACCCUCAUCGACAUCGUCCCUCGAACAACGCAUCGAAGCACUAUCGAGACGCCUGGAUGAAGCCUUGUCAGAGAGAAUUAGCUCAAGUACCACCGUCGUCGACCCCGCAACACCUAGCGAACCUACCCGGACCCAGAACACCAGCAGCCUGAACCAAACCGCGGACGUCCAGCGAAUCCACAUCCACGACCUCAAAACUUCGAACCGGUACCUCAUCGACACCGGCGCUAACAUCUCUGUCGUACCACCCACACCAAAGGAACGCCUCAAGCCAACAAUCUCCGAGCAACUUUUCGCCGCAAACGGUACCCAAAUUCAGACCUACGGUACCAAACGCAUCACCGUCGAUCUGGGUUUGCGAAGAACAUUCUUGUGGGUAUUCGUCAUCGCCGAUGUGAAAUCCCCUAUCAUCGGUAGCGACUUCCUCAAACAUUUCGAUCUUCUCGUGGAUCUGCGGAGAAACAAGUUGAUCGAUAAUACCACCCGAUCAUCACCGGGCCGUCCCCACCGGUUACCUGUCGACAAACUGAAAGAAGCGAAAGCUGAGUUCCAGUUCCUAAUGGAGCAAGGAAUUUGUCAGCCGUCGAAAAGCAGCUGGGCCAGCCCGCUGCACCUCGUCAAGAAGUCGAACGGCAAGUGGCGACUACGUGCGUACCACCAAAUCCCAAUGGCCCCCGAAGAUGUCCCCAAGACGGUCAUCACAACCCAAUUCGGACUCUUCGAGUUCAACUAUAUGACCUUUGGGCUGCGUAAUGCAGGUCAAACACUGCAAAGGCACCUGCACGCCAUACUGGGCGACCUCGAUUUCGUCUAUCCCUACAUCGACGAUCUCUGCAUUGCAUCAGACAACGUAGAGCAACACAAAGAGCACCUCCGCAUCGUUUUCGAGCGGUUGAGACAAAACGGCCUCGUCAUCAACGCCGCAAAAUGCCAGAUUGGUCAGGAAUCAGUCGAUUUCCUGGGCCACGAAGUCACUCCCGACGGAAUCAAGCCCAAGCGCAGCAAGGUCCAAGCAAUCCUGGAUGUCCCGAGGCCAACAAACGCCAAGCAGCUGAAGAGGUUCCUCGGCACGAUAAAUUUCUACCGACGCUUCAUCCCACGAGCAGCAGCAAACCAACAGAUUCUGCAGGCGAUGAUCGGUGGAAAUGUCCGCAACGACACUACAGAACUCGAAUGGAGCGAAGCCACGAAUGAAGCAUUCGAACGAUGCAAGCAGGAUUUGGCGAACGCUACUCUGCUUGCUCACCCGUCUCCAGAAGCGAAGCUCGCCCUAGACGUCGACGCUUCUAACACUUGCAUCGGAGCCGUCCUACACCAGAUCACGAACAAUGGCCCUCAACCACUUGCUUUCUUCUCCAGAAAAUUGAGCGAGAGCCAACAAAAGGCUAGCACGUACAAAAGAGAGCUAAUCGCUAUGUACGAAGCAGUCAAGCACUUUCGUGAUAUUCUGCAGGCUCGAGAUUUCUAUAUCUAUACAGAUCACAAGCCCCUCACCACCGCUUUGCAGCAACGACCCGACAAAGCAACUCCAACACAACAGCGCAGACUCAGCUACAUCAGUGAGUACUGCACCGACAUUCGGCAUGUAUCGGGCGAAGCAAAUAAAGUCGCCGACAUGCUGAGUCGUAUCAACACCAUUACCACCACCGAGGCAAUCGACUGCGACCGAAUGGCUGAGUUGCAGAAGACCGAGCCUGAGCUGCAGAAAUUUUUGGAGAACCCACCAACCAACACAACCGUUAAGCUGAAGCGACUGAAAUCACCUCUAGCCUCCACACCGAUAUACUGCGACAUCUCUACAGAAGCCAUCCGUCCGAUCUCAACCCCGAACGAACGAUUUGCGCACAUCCACAUGGAACUCAUCGGCCCGCUUCCACCGUCCGAAGGUAAUAUGUACUGUCUCACCAUCAUCGACAAAUUCACCCGAUGGCCUGAGAUUUUUCCACUACCUAACAUGACGGCGCUCACCGUCGCACGUGCCUUCGUCAGCGGCUGGAUCUCCCGAUUCGGUGUUCCAACAAAUGUAACUACGGACUGUGGGAGACAAUUUGAAUCCGAGUUGUUCCGCACACUGCACUGA